Messenger RNA from Leopardus geoffroyi (Geoffroy's cat), 1745 nucleotides. RefSeq names its product ketohexokinase (gene KHK). Gene Ontology annotation, molecular function: ketohexokinase activity. The coding region runs from base 506 to 1537 and encodes 343 amino acids. The record is from RefSeq and is a predicted model, not a curated record. The transcript is spliced from 9 exons. Gene Ontology annotation, biological process: fructose metabolic process. Lineage: Eukaryota; Metazoa; Chordata; Mammalia; Carnivora; Felidae.
GCCGGGGAAGGCUAGGGCUGAGGGGGCCAGGCCGCAGCUGCGAGGCCCGGCACCACCGCGGUCUCGGGUCUGGAGUGGGAGUCGCAGGUGCAGGAGAGGGAGGGUCAAGGGGCGCCUUUCUACUGCACUUUUUUUUGCAUUCAGGAGAUUGCCUAGCUGCAAUCUAGAGAGGUUUGCAUGAGCUUCGAGUCUGCCUGACAAGUGAGGAAAUGAGGCCAAGAAGCGGGAAGGGUUGCCAUCUGCUGGGCCACGCCACCUGCUAAGGGAAGGCCGGGGACCAAGGCCUCGGAGGUCUGCGUUCCCAGGCCCGCUCGGUGGGCGUGGGGAGCAAGGGCCCUGCUCCGUUCCCUCGAGACUGCAGAAGGCUCUCUGAGGGGAGGAGCACAGGACGCAGAGGAGGAGCCAAGUCCGCCCCAGGAGUGGGGACCCAAUCCUCGGGAAUAAAACGCAGAGCCCGGGAGGAACCCCGUCAGCCAGGCGGGCAGAAAGCUCCGGGAGCGGCCUCAUGGAAGACAAGCAGAUCCUGUGCGUGGGGCUAGUGGUGCUGGACAUCAUCAAUGUAGUGGACAAGUACCCGGAGGAGGACACGGACAGCAGGUGCUUGUCCCAGAGAUGGCAGCGUGGAGGCAACGCAUCUAAUUCCUGCACCGUCCUCUCCCUGCUUGGAGCCCCCUGUGCCUUCAUGGGCUCGCUGGCCCCGGGCCAUGUUGCCGAUUUUGUCCUGGAUGACCUCCGCCGCUAUUCUGUGGACCUACGCUACACAGUCUUUCAGACCACGGGCUCUGUCCCCAUCUCCACAGUCAUCAUCAACGAGGCCAGUGGUAGCCGCACCAUCCUCCAUGCCUACAGCUUCCUGGUGGCCGACUUCAGGCAGCGGGGCGUGGAUGUGUCUCAGGUGGCCUGGCAGGGCAGAGGGGAAACCCCAUGCUCUUGCUGCAUCGUCAACAACUGCAAUGGCUCCCGCACCAUUGUGCUCUACGACACGAACCUGCCAGAUGUGUCUGCUGCGGACUUUGACAAGGUUGAUCUGACCCGGUUCAAGUGGAUCCACAUUGAGGGCCGGAAUGCAUCGGAACAGGUGCAGAUGCUGCAGCGGAUAGAACAGCACAAUGCCAGGCAGCCUCCUGGUCAAAAGAUCCGAGUGUCCGUGGAAGUGGAGAAGCCCCGAGAGGAGCUGUUCCAGCUGUUUGGCUAUGGAGACGUGGUGUUUGUCAGCAAAGAUGUGGCCAGGCACUUGGGGUUCCGGUCAGCAGUGGAGGCCCUGAGGGGCUUGUAUGGUCGUGUGAGGAAAGGGGCUAUGCUAGUCUGCGCCUGGGCUGAGGAGGGCGCUGAUGCCCUGGGCCCUGACGGACAGCUGCUUCACUCGGAUGCUUUCCCUCCACCCCGGGUGGUGGAUACUCUGGGGGCCGGAGACACCUUCAACGCCUCAGUCAUAUUCAGCCUGUCCCAGGGGAAGAGUAUGCAGGAGGCUUUGAGAUUUGGCUGCCAGGUGGCCGGCAAGAAGUGUGGCCUGCAGGGCUUUGAUGGCAUUGUGUGAAUGCCCGAUGGUGGCGGUUGCUGGCUUACACUACCCCCCUCCUUGGAGGCUGGCAUCACCGGCCGCCGUUGCCUUCUCCCCUCCAUCCAGCCUGGCACAUGGGCUGCCCUGCUCCCUGGGCGGAUGCAGACCGCGGGAGGGUUCCGCCUGUGUCCUGUGUCUCUCUCACACUGCUGAGCCACACAGAAAUAAAUCUGCCCCAAAGCCA